AAUGAUAUUGCUCUCUUGAUAUCCCCAUCAGCACUUUAUGCCGUGCAAAGAAGUUUCGGCCGCCACCCCCCACCCUCCACUUUUACUUUUUCCCUCAACCUCACCUCGCCACCACCGCCCCCGCUGCCCCCCCCCCCUCCCUCAAAGAUCUGCCAUCCAAGCUCUGGGUGGAUUUCGCACUCCCUGGGAUCUGAGUCCAACCACAGGUCAGAGGCACCCUGUGAUUUGUAAACUUCUGACUGAGAUUAACCUGAAGCCUUCAUCUCCUAAUGGUAUUAAUAGACCUCUGAACAGAAGGAUUACAAAAACUGGUCUGCAGUUAUGCCUCAUGGAAGACCUGCCCCACCUAACAAGAGGAAAAAGCCCUCUAAGAUCAUCACUGACCUGUCACAUGUCACUCAAGAUGAGUUUGAGCCUGAGGAUUCAGAGUUUAACCUGGGGAUGAAGAUCAAGACUCCCAAGGACACCAUGCUGGAGGAGCUGAACCUCUUCACCAACAAGGGCUCCAAGAUGUUCAAGAUGAGGCAGAAACGUGUGGAGAAGUUCAUAUAUGAGAACAACCCUGACCUCUUCGGCAGUGAGUCUAUGGAGAACUUCCAGAAGUUGGUCCCCAGCCUGGGUGGCACAAUGAUGUUGGAUGCUAGUGGCCACGUGGUGGACAAGCAAUCAGGCCCUCCUGCACCCCCUCCCAAACCAGGCAAAGAUGGGCAUGGUCAUGGUAGUCAUGGAGUAGAGGUUGCCUUAGACAAAGCCAAGAAAAGGCAUGAUUAUGUUCCCUCAUACGUAUCACCGUGGGAAAAGGCCAUGAAGGGCAACCAGGAGCUGACAUCCAGCAUGAGAUAUCAUAUGCCAGUCCCCCAUGCCCACCUUGAUUUGCCCAAGUACAAGUCCUUCAACAGGAGUGCUACACCAUUUGGGGGCUUUGAUAAGGCCUCUCAGCUCAUGACCUUCCAGCUGCCAGACACCCAUGAGGUGGCCCAUGAGGAGCCUGAACCAGCUGUGGUAUACCAGCAUGACAUUGGCGCUCGACCCUCCUUCAACCGUACUCCUAUAGGCUGGGUGGGAAGCAGUGAGCCCAGCAGCAUCCACAUGGAGUUGGAUGCCCUGCCCUUCGAUGGGGAGACUGACGACCUGUGAACAGCAUGCCCCACAGACCCAGAUGUGCAGACAGAGACCGCGCACAAUAUAUAAAUCUACAUAAAGAAAAAACAUACACUUUUUAGAAAGGUUUGUGAGCCAGUCAACUUUUCCUUGAGUUCAAUUCAUGAAAGAAAUAGUUUAUGAAAACAAACCACAAAGCUCAAUAUUGGGCUCUUUAAAUUAGAAUGCAAGAUAGAGAGAGAGAGAGAGAGAGAGAGAGAGAGAGAGAGAGAGAGAGAGAGAGAGAGAGAGAGAGAGAGAGAAAGAAAGAGGGGGUGAUUAGUUAGUAUGUUUGCAACAAAGAAAUCAAUCAUGAACAAAGACAUCAAUUGUGAGCCUAUUGUUUUCAACUUCCCAGUGAACACAGGAGGCUACCAUAACUGUGAUUUAUGCGUACUCUUAUUUUUUUCCAUUAUGAUUCAUUUAGUAGGCAUAGUAUAUUGUUCAAUCACACAAGUCUCCAGCUCAGUCACGAAGCAGCAGCAUAACAUAGUUUGUCCAUGAGGAGAGACAAAUAAACAGGACCGAAGGGUUGAACUUUGUUUCGUUUUUUUUCUGUGUCAGCAUGUUGCUGUGUCCACUGCUCAUCCAGAAGAGCUACAAGUUGUUCCUCUAGCUAUAGCCUUCUACCAUCAUGGUUUUUACUGUAUUUCUCUGUUUUCUGUGUUUCUGUGCCACUUUGACUUUUGACAGCUUUGUCAUGGCCCUGCAAAUCCAGCAGCCUAGCCUAGGAUGCAUGCAGUAAGCGUGAGGUGUGCUAAUUUCUGUUGCGUGAUAGAGAUUGUGAUGAACUAAUACAGUACUGCAUCACCCAAGACUUCUCCCUAAUAAACUUUUUCCAAUUGUA
Messenger RNA from Oncorhynchus kisutch (coho salmon), 1987 nucleotides. RefSeq names its product myozenin-1-like. Gene Ontology annotation, molecular function: actin binding; FATZ binding; telethonin binding. The record is from RefSeq and is a predicted model, not a curated record. Bases 322 to 1137 code for a protein of 271 amino acids. The transcript is spliced from 6 exons. Gene Ontology annotation, cellular component: Z disc; actin cytoskeleton. NCBI's taxonomy places the organism in Eukaryota, Metazoa, Chordata, Actinopteri, Salmoniformes, Salmonidae.